AUGGAGAUUAGUUUUAGCUUUAGUGAAACCAAUGGACCUGUUACCAUCAACGUUCCAACUGGCUCUAGGUUUACAAUUAACGUUACACCUCUUGGCGGACCGGUACCACCGGUUGGUGGAGAUGGUGGCAGAUUUAAGAUUAAUGGAGCUCAUGUUCAUCCUCCUAAACCUUUGAAAACGGCGCCUAACCCUAUAGUUUUCUUUGAUAUGACGGUGGACGGCAAACCGGCUGGUCGGAUCGAGAUGGAGCUAUUCGCCGACACGACCCCUGUGACGGCAGAGAACUUCCGUGCCCUCUGUACCGGAGAGAAAGGCAUGGGGAGGUUUGGAAAGCCACUCCACUACAAGGGAUCAAUCAUGCACGAGGUGGAUAAAAUUUAUACGUUGCAUGGAGGAGAUUUCAUUGAUGGGAAAGGAGAGAGCGGAGGCGAAUCGAUCUACAGCAAUAGACUGUUCGAUGAUGAGAACUUCAUCUUGAAGCACACGGGUCCAGGUGUCCUCACCAUGUGGAACCGUGGUCCCAACACCAACGGAUCUCAGUUCAUGAUCUGCAUGACGAGAAACGCCGGAUACGACGAGGAGUGCGUCGCGUUUGGCCAAGUUGUGGAAGGAUUGGAUGUGAUCAAGAGCAUUAUGGAAGAGGUCGGAGAUCCUGGCCGCUGCGUUAGGCCUUCCAAGCCCGUGGUGAUCGCCAACUGCGGUCAAUUGGUAUAG
Molecule: messenger RNA, 714 nt
Organism: Microthlaspi erraticum
Lineage: Eukaryota; Viridiplantae; Streptophyta; Magnoliopsida; Brassicales; Brassicaceae
Source: the annotation of a GenBank genome assembly